GUAUAAGUUUUCCCCCGACUCCGUUGACGAACCCUAGCCCCCAAAAUUCCUCUCUCCCACUCGCGUUUCUCCUCUGAACCUCGUGCCCGAGAUGUCGUCACCGCGCUUUUGUCGAUCCUGCGGCCACCGACUUCCCAUCGUUGCAUCGCCAUGUCCAUGAGGUUCUCCGUCAUCUACUUCAUCGUCUCCACCACUGGAUCGAGCUCGGGGAGCAACGUCAAUGUCACCCUCAUCGUUUGUCUCCGCCACGGCCACCGCGUCCUCGCCGUCGAUCCGCGUCUUCUCGUCCACCCCGGCCCCGUACAAGCACGCCAUCGGCCCUCCCGCGACCCCGAGACCGAUGCCGCCCCUUUGAUCGACUACGUCGGCGACGACACUUCUUCCCUUUCAGCGAAGCUUCCAGAUGUCGGAGCCCAGGAGUCAGAUGCCACCAUCGAUGCCUACUACUACGUGCAGACCACCGACGACCAGGAGUAGUUAGGAGGCUCCCAGGCAGGAGGC
Messenger RNA from Triticum aestivum (bread wheat), 501 nucleotides. RefSeq lists its product as uncharacterized. Bases 151 to 477 code for a protein of 108 amino acids. The record is from RefSeq and is a predicted model, not a curated record. NCBI's taxonomy places the organism in Eukaryota, Viridiplantae, Streptophyta, Magnoliopsida, Poales, Poaceae. The transcript has 3 exons.